UCACGUAAUUUCCUCAGAAUGGCAUCAAACGUCUUUCGUGAAAUGCUUAACGCGCUGGGCAGCAACAAUACGGGAAUGUCUGCGGCCAACGGAGCAGGCGACCGAACAUCUGCAGCACGCGCUGCACAGCCAAACACAGUAUUACAGCGCAGACAGAGUAACUGAAGGCCAAAUGCUGCAGUUCAUCGUCAAAAAAAGGCGGCCGACAAAUCAUUACGAGUGCGCCUCGACAACGUAACUGCAACAACGCAAAAACCACCGCCGUACACGCACGUGCACACACUGAUGACUACAGCAGACGGCACCAGGAGCAAUCCACCAUAAGCGUGGUGACGACAGCUACGCUCGAUUUCGCAGGGAACAGUCUCCAUAAACAUUCCGUAUAUACUAUUCUACGAACCUGCCGACUCACAUUUCAAAUACUCGAGCAGAGCACAUCGGCUGACAGUUUCAAGUCGCCCUCACGUAGCAAGAGCAAGCGCGGCGCGGCAGCGGAGCCCCCCCCCCCCCCCCCCCCCCCCCACUGAUGUCACACGCGCGAGAGGGCGCCAUUCAAAGAUCUCGAGGCUAAUAUGUUCGUCGACAUGUAGGAAACCAAAAACACCGAGGAAGACACUUGCAGUACGAUGACUGAAUCUCGUUCAUACGGCGUAUCCCACACUGUCCUGUCGGUACAUGAAAGUGCGCAGAAAGCAAAGGAAAUUAAGAGAGCGAGAGAGAGAGAGAGAUGCUAAUGAAACCAUCAACAGACUGCGCUCGUUGAGGUGCCUGCAUAAAUGAUGACGAGACAGGCGGCCACGGCACAUCCCGCGAGACCAAAGUAUGCGUGCGACGUAAUAAUGACUCUAUUAUACCUCGGCCACGCCUCGUUGCCACCCGGUGUGCUCGCUGAUGGCCUCCCUCUUACCGCAGUCGUAGAAAAGCUGGCGAGUGCAGAGCCACAGCGCUGAGGAAACUGAAUGUUUUUUUUUUUGUACCGUCGUUUCAGACACCGGGGUAAACACCCGAGAGGUGCUUAGAAAUUACUGAGGCGCCGUGAGCAGGGAGUCCUCCUCAUGCUCCCUUAACUCGCAAUGGAACUGUUCCAGGGCAAGGACGUUGUUAAUUGCAGUGUCUUUCGUUAUACUUGAAGAACGAAAUGGAACAAGAAACCGUGCACGAGGCCCUGGUAAUAUGCGUGCGUUCGCCGAAGCUGCGCAACAACUGAGUUCACGGCCAUAUCUGCCAAAGGCAUGAUAACAGCGCGCGUCAAACAUUGCCAGUACUAAUGAUCACUUUAUCCAAACACGUGGCAAACACUGCAGUUCAGGCUAUUUGCCUUACGAAACACAAACACACUGCCUUCAAGGUGGACUUAAAGACACUCCGCUUUCAUUGCCGGUGAAUAGAACUGACUCGUUUUCAUCUGUGGUGGGGAAAAAAAAAACCAGGAAAGUGAUUUGUCAGCAGGUUACACUUGGACAACAAAUGGAUAAAGGUAACGCCGCAUUUAUUCGGAGACUUAAUGCCACUGAAAUAAAUAGAAUAUUCGAACGAAACUUGCAGAGUAUUUAUCGUGACCUUUCUCACUUACUAUUCCAGGUAGCCGUGCUGCGGAUCAUGAGGUGAACGAGGCCUCCCUUCCCAUUCACCUUGAAAACCUUCGCAGAAGAGCUCCCCGACCACUCCUCGAAUAAUAAUAAUUAAAAAGAAAAGUCGCAUCUGUACCGCUACACGAACCCCCGACCUGAAACAGUGCCAAAGAUAUACACGCAACAAAACACAAAACCAAAGUAAUGCGCCAAACGUGAGCAGGAAGAGCGAGAGCCACAAGAGCCGUAAUACCAGCACCGCCACACAGCAGCGCAGGGCAUGUCUCAGUCAACGAUCCAAACGAACGACCCGGGCGUCGUCGACCCUUGGGGACCUCAGGACACCGACGCACUCCUCGACAAGUCACCAGCCGCGGGGGCGACGUCGGCGGCCGAGGCGUCGCCGAGGAACGGGGACCACGGACGAACCGAGCAGCACCGUGAAAGCAACCACGUCCAGGACCAACAAGAAGGCAUCAGCAGCAGCAGCAGCAGUGAAGUGCCCGCGGGCAACUACCACCACCACCUACAACAGCAACAGCAGUCGCAGCAGCAGCGCACGGACGGUGCGCCCCGCCAGAGUCCCAAGCGGGUCUUCCGGGCGGACGACGACGACAGAGAGCGGCACCACGCGCCGGGACGCAGGCGGCACUUCCGCAGCGAGAGCUGCUCUCCGGAAGUGCCGAACCGCAGCAGCAACGGAACCGGAGCGAGCAGCGGCAACAUCGGCAGCAGCAGCAGCAACCCGCGCGACGACGACACCGCCACCUUCAAGAGCCCCACGCGGUCGCUCAUGGACAGCAGGGUGGGCUUCGUGGUGCCCAUGCGACCCAGGACUCGCAGCAACCCCAAGCCCCCGCCGAACAGGACGUCCAGGGAGAUCGACGCGGUCCGCGAGGUCGAUCAGACGACGACGUCGCCACCGGCCGCCGUCCGACAGCCGUCGUUCGCCGCCAGCAACAAGAGCUCCUCUCUGGAGAGUCCCUCCAGGGGACACCCGCAGCCGGCCGCGACGACCUCCAGGAGCCUGGAGGAGAAAAUGUCCUCCUCCUCGUCGCUGCCGCUGCAGCAGGCGACAGCAGCGCCGCUCGUCUCUCCUCCGCCGGACCCGGCGACGGCCAAGCUGGCCCAAGAGGUCAUCAGCAAGGACCACAAGAUCCUCUCGUCCAAAGAGCGCGAGGUGAUGCUCCGCGAGCUCUCGGGCCAGGCGGGCGGCAGCUUCUCCGCCCUGGAAGAGCCCGUGCCGGCGCCGAGGCCCACCACGCUCCGGCAGCGGCGCCUCAUGUUCUCGCACCUGACCGCGUCCGUAGACGUGGACACGCGCGAGAAGCCGUCGACGCCGCCGUGCCUGACCGCGGCGCUGGCUGGCAGCGAGGACAUGCUUUUGUCCGAGGUGUUCAGCAACUCGCAGCUCGCUUCCAGCCUCGAGCAACUCACGGGUGUCGCCAGAAAGACUCUCCGGAAGCGGGCGUUCGUACCGCCCCUACAGGCCAUCAGCGCCGCCACCGCCGGCAACGACAACGCCGCAGGUCCAUGGAGCUCGGAGGCCCUGGACGCGGAGCCCCCUCCGCCGAGCGCGGUCAAGGGCGUGGCGGCCGCUGGUCAGCGAAUGGCUAACGGGCGGGUGGCCAGCGGAACCCCCGACGCCUGCCCGGACGCGCACGUCAAGAUCUGCAUCGACACCAGCGAGCCCGGCACCGCCACGCCCAAGAACCAGGACGCCGUACAGUUUUUCCCGACGCCCUCCGCCGGCGAGCAGGUCCGCGCGGCGUCCGACGGCAGCGCUGCCGCAAACAACGCGGCGUCGGGUGGCCGCGCGGCGAAGGAGGGCGACGACGUGUCACUGUACGGCACCCCCAAGGAAGAGCUGGGGCCCGGCGGCGGCGCGGGCCUGUCCGAGGCCAAGGCGUCCUUCAUGCGCAACCAGCUGGAGGCCCUGUUCCAGCCAUCCGACAACAAGCUGGCCAUGAAGCUGUUCGGAUCCAAGAAGGCGCUCAUGAAAGAGCGCAUCCGGCAAAAGGCCGCCGGACAUUGGAUCAUUCACCCGUGCAGCAAUUUCAGGUUUUACUGGGACCUGUGCAUGUUACUGCUCCUGGUGGCGAACCUCAUCGUCCUACCAGUGGCAAUCUCGUUCUUCAACGACGACCUGUCGAUCCGGUGGAUAGCCUUCAACUGCCUCUCGGACACCAUCUUCCUGCUCGACAUUGUCGUCAACUUCCGAACGGGAAUCAUGCACCAGGACAACUCCGAGCAGGUGAUCCUGGAUCCCAAGCUGAUCGCGCACCACUACAUCCGCACCUGGUUCUUCCUGGACCUCAUCAGCUCGAUCCCUCUCGACUACAUAUUCCUCAUCUUCAUCCAGGACUACAGCGACAGCUUCCAGCUGUUGCACGCAGGUCGCGCUCUGCGCAUACUGCGUUUCGCCAAGAUGCUCAGCCUCCUCAGGCUACUCAGGCUGUCGAGGCUCGUCCGAUACGUCAGCCAAUGGGAAGAGGUCUACAUGCAUAGCUUGGCGACGCUAUCCAACAGUUCGGGGCUCUCGACCUGUAUGUUGAAAAGUUGUGGAGAGGGCUGUGCCAUCCAGUUCCUGAAUAUGGCGAGCGUGUUUAUGAAAAUCUUCAACCUGAUCUGCAUGAUGCUUCUUAUUGGUCACUGGAGCGGGUGCCUUCAGUUUCUCGUCCCCAUGCUGCAGGGGUUUCCUUCCAAUUCCUGGGUCGCCAUCAACGAACUUGAGACCAAGUACUGGUUCGAGCAGUACUCGUGGGCCCUGUUCAAGGCCAUGUCCCACAUGCUGUGCAUAGGCUACGGCCGCUUCCCGCCCCAGAGCCUCACGGAUAUGUGGCUCACGCUGCUCAGCAUGAUCAGCGGGGCCACCUGCUACGCACUAUUCCUCGGACACACCACCAACCUCAUACAGUCGCUAGACUCUUCGCGACGACAGUACCGAGAGAAGUUAAAACAAGUUGAAGAGUACAUGGCGUACCGAAAGCUUCCAAGAGACUUACGACAAGGAAUCACCGACUACUUCGAGCACCGGUACCAAGGGAAAUUCUUCGACGAAGAAGCUAUACUCGGGGAACUCUCCGAGCGGCUAAGAGAGGACGUAAUCAAUUACAACUGCCGGUCGCUCGUGGCGUCGGUACCGUUCUUUGCCAACGCGGACCCAAACUUCGUCAACGACGUCGUGACCAAACUCAAGUACGAGGUCUUCCAGCCAGGCGAUAUCAUCAUCAAGGAGGGGACACUCGGGACCAAGAUGUACUUCAUCCAGGAAGGCAUCGUGGACAUUGUGAUGAGCAACGGAGAGGUGGCCACCAGCCUCUCCGACGGGUCGUACUUUGGAGAGAUUUGCCUGCUGACCAACGCCCGGCGCGUGGCCAGCGUUCGGGCCGAGACCUACUGCAACCUCUUCUCCCUGUCCGUGGAACACUUCAACGCCGUGCUGGAUGUGUACCCUGUGAUGCGACGGACCAUGGAGUCCAUCGCCGCCGAGCGGCUCAACAAGAUCGGCAAGAACCCGGACAUCGUGUGCCAGCGCGAAGACCUGCGCGUCGACCUCAGCACAGUCACCGCCCUGCUCCGAUCCGCCCAGGCAGCCCACAACGACGACGAGGAGGAGGACGACGACGUAGACGGCGGCGAUAGCGGUGAUGCCAAGGGGGGCGGCCGCGCGCAGGGCGGCAACCGGAGGAAGUACAGCAACCUCCUGGGGGUCCACCGCAGCGGAGGAGGCACCACGAUACCGAGGCCCAAGUCCGAGAGCUGCUUCCACCGCAUGUUCGACAUGGCCAGCGGCGCAGCGGCCCAGACGGCCCUGCCGCGCUCGGGCACCUUCUACGAGAGCCUGACCGGCAUGGGUUCGCAGGGAAACCUGCAGGAAGACUAGGGGCCGCCGCCGCACGGGCCCUCGGACGACGCCGGCCGAGGAAGCUGCUGAACCGACCGCGAGACAGGUGUAGUCACAAACACUGGCCCAGCUCAGCUUCAUGCCGAACUAAUCGCAAGCGAGAUGCGUAACUAUACUAUAUGCAAGCGUCCACUUGGCGCAGCACAGCGACUAAGGUAAUACAAUAUGGCGAACUCUGAAUGAAAAGAAAGCAAAAUAUUGGCCAGCGGUUGCGCCGGCAGCAGUUUCAAAGCCUAUCAGACCAGGCCAAAAUGGUAAAACUCAAAUCGGGCGGGAUUUCCGCCCGGAGGCGCAGGUUGGGAGGACCAUGGGGUCACACGAUGGCAUUCUACGAUCAGCGAUCUCACAUACUGCACAGUAACACCGUGCGCCAGUGUAGUAUAGCUGUUCCGUGGCGACAGCCUUCUCGCUUCUGUUUCCUUGAUAUGGUUGUCUUCUCGACAGCAGCAUGUUGGGAAACGUAAACUUUGCUGCUCUGUCUCGAGGUGUCAAUCCGAAAGCAACUUUUCAGAGCUAUUUCAAGCGGUUCGGCAUAAGCGCGAGUAUCCGAAUUCGUAAAGGUAGGGGAUAAAAGAGAAUAUUUGAUCCUAAAAAUAAAAAGAAAGAAAAAAAAGCCUGGCCAAUCGACCGCGGUUUAGAUUCGUUGACAGCGCUUAGACAGCCUCGACAAAUGCUGUGCUUAAAAUUCACAUGCUUAGAUGCUCGCUACACUACAUCUUCCGGCAGCUUCCUCGUCCGGCAAAAUAACUCGCGCGGUCCGCGAACACUCGCGGUGCAUCCGAGAGACUGUAACGCACUAUUGUUUCGGCUCAGAAGCAAGAAUUUGCCACAAAAAAAUGUAGGUAAACCGCAGCGUUCACUGGGACACUGUUUAACGCUAUUCAAAGUCAGCCACUACAAGUUAACCGUGCUGAAAAUUAUCAAAGAAUAUUCAAAAUUAAAGGACACUUGACGCGAACUCGCACAGACUGUCCGCUGUUCAGUCUGUGUGGACAUGAGGUGAUAGUCUGCGCAAGUGUCCGUGCGCACGCGCAUUCUCGGUUCACAGCGCGCGUCCCUCGCAAAGAUCUACAACGUCUCUCGGUCGCACGACGUAGGCGUUCGCUUGGCCGCGCGGGCACAGUAUGCGGGACCAGCGUUAGCGCAUCUGGGAGCAAAGUGGCCUUAGAAGAAACGGGGCGAACCGUCACAGGGAUAAACACAGACAGACACACACCAUCUACACACAUAUCGCUCCACGCACGACUCGAAGGAAAAAAAAAAAGUCACACGACACCUUGCUCACAUUACCGAGACACGUCACAUGAUACCACCUCGUUGUAUGUCUGUUUCGUAUGCACAAUGUCAUGUUCCCUUCCUAAAGUUGACUGCAGGACGAUCUCAAGCCGUCCCCUCCCGAUGCCCAACCGAGAUCGACCGAAACGAUUUGUUUUUUUUCCUCGUCGAAGCAUGAUUCCCAUAAGUUACUCCGGAGAAAAACCAAAAGACACGCUUUCGCGAGGCUUGACUCGCGGAGCCAUUUCUGAGAGGCCAAGAAAACCCUUAACCGUUGAAAACCCAAGCCGCGAUCCGCGAUAAGUUGUUCUUGCUGUUCUAUAGAUGUUGUGUGUUUCCGAGACAACCACGUCAGCCCCCAGAGUUAUUUCCGGUGAAGGAAGCGAACGAAGUCAACACGCGAAAUCGGCGUACAGAGCGAAAUUCUAAGCUUUUACAGAACCAAUAUAUUUAAAAAAAAACGAUAAAGAAAACACUUCACGCCAACCCGACUUCGGUGUCUUUGAAGCGCACUGUCCCGUGUGAGCAUGAGCGGGAGCACGAUUCAUCCCGCGGCGUAUAACGCAUCUGGUGACCUAUGUUGCCAAAUAACGUGUCUUGGCUACGUUCGCCUAACUUCGUCGGAGAAUUCCAGAUCUCUACGUUGAUGACUGUUCAACCGUUAUCCCCUUCUCGAUGUUACUGGGCCCGAAAAGACAGAAAAGGAGGCAGACGCGAAGGAUGCUGCAUAUUCUAUAUGUUUUGAAGGCGUUAACAGAACCAGUUAGUGUACGCAUCAACAGCGCUGGUCAUGGCCCUCAUGACGAUCACUGAGAGGCCAUAUCUGUAAAAUGUAGUUCUGUGCCUGAGAAAGUGUCGUCGUUUUGACUGGUCGUAACUGCAGUGCAUGAAUAUACCUCAUGUUCACCGUGAUAGACGUACCCCUAUAAGGCCCAGAGGAUUGUUUGAUUACAUUGCUCGUGCACUGCACAGAAAUCAUCAAUAUAUAUUAGCUGAUCUCGCGCCCAGGGACGAAAAACGUAGAAAUGAUGAGCUACACAGUAAGUACGCGUGGGCUUGAGGGCUGGUGGUCAGUCCACUAGCCCAGACUUGUGGGCUGGUGUAGUAAUCUAGGAAAACUGUACGCAUGUACUAAGAAGGAAUAAAAAAAAAGAACACACUUAAAGCAGAUACAGAUUCGAAGCAACAAAAACUGCCAGUAAUUUUCUAUACUGGACAAAUGUUCUCUCUCUUUCGUUGAGCUCGGUAUGAGUCGGUGGUUGGAAACAAGCCACGUUGCUGGUGAAGUGAAAGUUGGACGAUGACGCUUCUCCGAAACCGCAGAGGCGCGGUUGGACAAAACAAAAAUGCAAAAACAGGGAAAUAUAUAGAAAAACAAACCGAUAACGUCGCAGUGCGCAUUCUGCCUUUUCCGAGACACGAUCGACGACUGCUGCUGCGUUCGAGGCAGGCUCGCUCCCUCGUGAAGGCCAGCCGAAACUCGUUACGCAGGCCCACCGCACAAACUAACGACGUGUUCACAAACGCGUGCGGAAAAAAGCAACGUUACGAGCGCUCAUAGCGCGGUCCGCAGGGUCUUGUGGUCGGCUGUGCUAUAACACGGUCACUGCUCAGGCAAGCUCUACGUAAACACGUUCCCGGACUCGCACAGGGGAUAAAUCAUACGCUUCUGCGGACGCAGCAAAACAAAAACUCUCCGGAAAAAAAAAAAGAAAAGAAAUACUCGGAAAGGCGUUCAUCGUCCGAACUUCCGCGUCAAACAUGAACUCACCUUCACACUCGAAAUCCCCUUUCCCGACAACCUUCUCCGUGAAUCGCCAUUGAGAACAUCGUAAACUGCAUGCAACUCUUUGACUAGGAGCAUGAUGUUCCCAGCCCCUAUGUAUAGCUCGUUUCACUUGGCGACCCUCUCGCCGCCACCGGAAGAGCAGUAUACGAAUCCCACCAUCUCAGUCGUCCAUCACACAUCGUCGCACGUUUGCUGUCACGCUUGUUUGCCUGCUCGCUGCAAAACAAGCACACGCGGGGCAGGGUCAGGGCACGGGUGCUAGAAGAACGCAACGUAGUGAUAACGCCUAUACAACCACAACGCAAUGGAACAAAAAUUGGGCUCCGCAUUUUUUGCCGACACGUGCAGCCUGCAGGGUGAAACCAUGCGCUUAUAACGAAAUACACAUCGGCGAGCGGCAAAUUUCCGCUCUCAGUAAUCGGAACGCGGGCAUCGACGGUGACACGUAAAUUUGAUAAAGCUGCUACCAUACGAGAUAAAAUUUCGCAACCUACACAAAGCAGGCGAAGAAGUAACCAAUCUUUUUUUUUCGUGUUCUUUUUUCUGCGUGGUUUCAUUUCGUUCAUUCUCAUACAUUAUCGAUUCGACGUCACUCGGAGACUCGGCUUAAGCCUUAGUUCAACGUCGGCCGCAGAAGGAACAAAAAUUAGUCAGGCCAGCCGCUCUCACCGAAACAACCUCAGUGAUCAGCGACUGCUUAGAUCACUCUUAACGAUGGGUGAAGGUCCUCAUUCUGGAAAAAAACAAAGAACUCGCUCGCACGCAGCAGUAGUAUUCAUCUAAAAUUAAGUGCAUUCGUUGUUUAUAGUCAUGCGUUGGCAUUUAUGCCGAGAUGUGGCGAAGUCGCAGACAGGUGUCGAAGGAUUAUUACACCGCGUUGCCGCUCAUUCGCUUGCAUUGCGAGGCGGUCGGUUAUUGCCCGCUUCACAUCAGGUGACUUUAGAAGGAGCUGUUCUUUUUUUAACGAAUAAGACGCGGCAGGCUGAGGAAUAAUCACGAACGUCUGGUGUGUGGCAAGGAGUAAGUGUUCGCGACAAUCACUCAUCGACGCAAAGUUGAUUUUUUUUUUUUUCGUUUUCUAUCUCCCAGCAAAUGACGCCGAACGACGGCUUGCACGAUAGGUUAUCGCGAAUCGUCAGUGGAUAUACUGAGCUUUCGACUGCAGCUUCCUAUAUAUAUAGCCCGAUAUCCGAAGCAGCUAGAAUGUGACCUCUUCUUUAUAUUUACAAGAAGCAAAACGGCGAAUGCGAAAUUAUGUAACUGAGUAUAAGAACCCCAAUUCCGCGGAAAUUGGUAUCACUGCGCAGUGCACAAGAACAAAAAAAAACAGAAGAAGAAGAAAGAAGAAGCAAGUGAGGACGAAGAGAAAAUGAUCUUACCCUUUCGCAAACGUUUAUUUUUUAUUUUUUACUGCGACAUAGUAUUCUUCGGGCACAACUUAGGUUCGCACUAAAAAUGUGCUUAAGCGACAUUAUUAAAAAAAAAAUCAAGUUUCCACCACUCCACCGCUUUGUCAGUCAGUUUCUUAAGCAGCCACAAGUCGCCGUAAAGCUCGAUGAUGUGACUUUAUAUAUCGCAAAAAAAAGGGAAGGCUUUCUAAUAAGUAAUAAGGGCUACACGCGCGCUUUGUACGGAACGUCCUCCUCGGACCACCAAUGUAUACUCCUUGCUUUCCUGCAGUGGUCUGAUGUCGAAGGCAAAGCAAGUUUUACAGGGGGAACAAAUAAGUUAGGGUUUGGGGGGCGAAAACACACGCUGUAUACCCUCACGAAAAUGCGUUUAGACAGUCUACGCAAAGUCUACGGAUGUUCUUUCUACACGAUAUCUAUAGAACGUCUAUAUGCAGUCCAUGGACUCGUCGCCUUAAACUUUUUGUUGGGCUAAUGUCCUUUAGGCUUACUGCUGACAGCCUCCUUGGAAGUCUCUCUGUAACACUAAUUGACGCUGCAAAAUAGAUGCGUUAACGACUGCUGGCCAGCUGGUCUACAAGCUUUUUAUUCAGUCAAAAGGACAAGUCUACAACGAGGCGAAGCAGUUCUACGAGCAGUCUGUAUAGACUGCCUAAAUUCACUUUUAUGAGGGCAUCGAAUGGACACGUAAACUGAGCACUCGCGCGCACGCAAGCGAGAGCAGUUCACGUACGAAAGCAAUACCGACAUCUUUUAAGAGUACAAGGUGUCCUCCUACGCGCAGUAUAGGUCGUGGAGCGCGGACGCACGGUAUAACGCCACCGUUGUAUAACCAACGCCGGACGUCGAAAUAAUCUUACGGGCGCAGUGAAAUCUUACACGAGAGAGGGCGCCUCACUCGUAUACCCCGCGCUGCCGAGAGGCGCUUCGUUGUUUCCGCUGCGCUGAGGCUUAUUUCUUUUUAUUACAAUGUUCGAUGCACAGGUGCACGCGGGCGGAUAUCUCGUCGCUGUACAUAGGUGUACAUAAUCGCAUAUACACAUGAUAUAUAAUUAUAUACAUAUAGGCCAGCCAAUCACACUCGUAUCUGUUGUUCGGUGCGCCACUAUUGUGCAGGCCCGCCUGUUUCCCGCGUUAGUUGAACACUGUUUGCAAAUUGCGCGUGUUAUUAUUAUUAUCAUUACUAUAUUGCUAUAUAUAUUAUGCACACAAGUACGCACACCCGCACACACACAGCGUUGGUCUUGUGAAAAAAAGCCUCCUCAAUCCCAGCGGUUGUUGUCGUUGUAUGCGGUCGACCCCAAACCCUACAUCACUUUCCCACCCCGACUCUGCAGCGCGCACUGUUGCUUCUUCCGCCGCGCUGGUGUUGGUUACUUUAUCGCUUUUUUUCUUUCUGUCUCGCUGACGUCAUAAGCAGGGUCAAAGCGAACGUGCUUAGGCGUUAACCACGCCGCAAUAUCGUAUUCGCGCGCGAGUGUAUACACAGAGUCGCGAUGAAUAUCCAAUCUUGAAAGUGUCGGUGAACGAGCAGUGACAGUGGCUUGAAUGACUGUACGCUAGGGUUUGUCGUCCUCAUCACUGAGCCUCGCUGGUGAUCACCAGCGCCUAAUCUCGCCGUUGAGCACCGUAAGCAUCAACGUUGAAUUGUUGACAUCGUUAGCGAUAUUUUUCUCCACCCUCAAUAUGGUGCCGAUUAUUUGUGCUGCAGUCAUCUGUCUAUGUCCAUAGACAAGAUAUACAUACACAGUCUACGAACAACAUCUUGUCUGUAAGAUCCAUCUUUGAGAUUACACAUGAAGUAUCUAUAGAAUUGUGUUUGAAUAAGUCUAUCUAUAAGAAAGGCAUACAUGCUGCGUCUGCGCACGUUUAAGAAUAAUUUCGUUCCCUGUGUUUUUGUUUGUAUUUUUUUUCGCCUAUAUGCAUAUUCUGUAGACAUUGUGUAGAUAACAGUUGAUUUGAUGCGCAGCCGUUAGUCUUAGGACUGCCCAAAGGCAGCUUAUAAACCUACUGCCGCACAAUAUACGGACUACGUAGAAUCUGUAGACUUUGCCCUUAUGUGCCCUUAAAUGUCCACGUAUUGCCAAUGUUCGAUAGCCGGUUUUUAUACACUGUGUGUAAAUAUUUAUAUCAUUUCUAUUGAUUGACUAAACAAUCCCUUUAACAGGCGUCUAUAGAACGUGUUAUCUAAAUCCAAGAGCUGCAUAUGCCCAAGCUCGGUUUUGCGUUUCAGUAAGUCUCGUUGAAUUCGUAACGGUGAAGUUCAUUUAAAAAAAAGAAAAAAAAAAGAAAAGGCUAUGCAGUCAGGCGGCUGUCACAACAAAGACAUACUGCCAAGUAGCGAACAUAUGAGGCAAUGUGGGCGUUUUGGUGAAAACGUGCGAAACCGAAUCAAGGUAAAAGCUCAAAUCAUUUCGGAACAGGGUGAGGCACCCCGCAUUUUUUUGACACCCGGCUUCCCUCUUUUUUUCCAUUUCCGGAUCAAUUCUAUUCGAUCUAUCAGUCGCUUUGUUUUCCUCCCGAUGGACUUCAAUAUCCGGUUUCCGCCUUCUCAGACCCUUUAUCUUUAUUGUGCUUUUUUUUUUACCUCUAAACGCACCCUAUAGGGCGUUUCAUUCAAAAUCGUAGGCGUACCCAAUUUUUUACCGCCUAUUUGCCGAAAGGCCAAACGCAGAAACGCCAUUCACAUGAAAGCAAAAAACGGUAGCGCGUCUUUCUCCGACAACGUUAAUACUUCAUGACAAUCUGGACAAACAAUAUCGGCGAGAGCGUUUGGAUAUCAAUGGGCAUGCAGUAAUAAAGAAAAGAAAAACACUUUUGAAAAAAUGAAAAAUGAAACCAGAUCACCGCAGUGCGGGGGUAUACGUUGUUGUCUGAUGGAGCAUCGACACGUCAACAAAUCAUUCAUUUUUAGCAAACCGACCACACACGGACACACACGUUUGGCUGCGAUCACAAACUCAUUGUUUCCUUUUUUUUUAACCUCCUUCUCCAGAACACUCGUGUUUAACAUUUUAGGUAAUCGAGUCUCAAGCAAUGCGCACGUAACACCGGUCAUACGGGCCACUGUCGCUGCCUUCGCAACAGCUUCCUGUGAUGAAAGUAAAACGUUUGUUGAGCGGCGGCUGUUCUUUUUUCAUUUUUUUUUCUUUUCCUUCGUACGCCUCAGCAUGGACCAAUAAGAGCGAGCUUCGAUCGGCCAUCUAGACAGAUGCGCGAGCGGAAGAUGCGAAGCUCUUGCUUAUAGAAGAAAAAAAAAGAAAAAAGAAAAAAAAAGACGAGGGACACGCAGUGAUGCACAGCGCGUAACCACACACACGAGCACAUCUCAGUACACCGCGAGUUCCGAGAGCGAGUCAUUGUGUAACGUCUAGUCAGCCAACGUAGGGACGAAACGCGUAUUAUAGUAUAAGCUACAUAUAUGUAUUACGUGUAACGAAUAGGCUUGUCAACGAGUGACAUUCUAAUUUCUGCAGCAUAUAUACUUAGCGCAGGACUCCUCAAGGUCGGAAGGGAAAAAAAAAAAGGAGAACAGGGCGAAAGUGCGAGAAAGAGAGAAAGGAGGAACACAGUCAAAACUUCCGUUGUCUUGUACUGUACAUAGCACAUCGAGCACAUCACCGCACCACACAGCUUGUCAAACACGUCGCAUUAUUAUACGUUGCGUGCGCUGGCAGCAGGGAAGCGCAUUGCGCGGCGACCGCGGGCCAAUGACGAUGCUCGAAUCGGGCUUUUGUUAUAAGAGCGUCGGGAAACGCAUCUCCGCCAUUCAAAACACCGUAGGCGAGAGAAUAAUUAAGAACGGUACAUACGUGUACAGCAUUUGUCCAAAGUAGUACACAAACCGUGCCACGUACGUGUGGAUAAGUGCUGCCUCCGCGAGUUUAUGUAAUGGGGUUUACGAAGCACUUAAAGAUAAUGAAAGACCAGGAUAGAAAAGAAACGCGCUCCAUAGCAUGCCUUCGCAACCUCGGAUCCUCUAAAGAAAAUGUGACUACUGGGAAGAGAAACCCGAUAGGAAGAUUAAGCUCUUUAUGAAAAUUUGGCCUUUCUCUUAUUUUUCAAACCACCGGGUAUGUUACAACUACGACCCAUCGUGCAGCUUUGAUCACGCGGUGACCAGCCUGUAUAGAGCUCGUAAACUAAACAUGUUAAAUAACCACUCCCAUAACAUAGAGAGGAGCGCCUUUAUCUUAUCCAGCUGUUUCCACCGGCACUAUAGCUGAUGAAGGUGCGAUUGUUAGAGCUCUUCGUGUGGUAUCCGUAACGUCGCGUGAAAGUAAUCACUAUUUGUGAUUAAUGCCCCGCCUCGGAGCUAUAGAGGAACUUUUUAUAAACCACUGAAGUUGGGCUUCCGCGCUUCGCCGUGGCGUCAGCAAAGGACGCGCCGCCACGGUCACGUGACUUACCUAGUACGACCACAAUAGAAGGCAGGUCGUACGGCAUCACAAUGCGGCUCCCUCUAGCGCACGCAAUCUGGUGUACACCGCAAUCUCACGUACGAACGCCAGGCGCACGCCUUCGCGAUUAACUCUGCAAUUGUAGAGCAGGCAGAAGCACUCUAGCAGCGUCGAAAAUCACCAUCAGAAAAAAAAUUAUCGCCUCAUCGCGCACCUCAUCACCAUCCUAACAUGACGUCACGUCACGUUGCAAAAGGAAAAAAAAAAAGCUGAACAAAAAUCGCGGGCACGUCAAAAGAAUGUUAGAUAUAGUUAGAAAGCACAAAGCCCACGGCAGUUGAAGAAUAGGUCGCAGAGGCCUCGUCUCCUUGAAGGCAGACAGCAGGAUGCGCUGUCACUACUUACAAAUGAGCGGUUCCCAUCGCACACCCACACCAUAGGCCUCUGCCGUUUUCUCCACACAGCACGUGGCUAUCGAAAACGCAUUGUGCGUACCGAUGUGACACCGUUGCGAACCGGUUCUAAGCCAUAUAAGAGUGCCGCUGGAGCUUUUGCGUCUCAGACUGAUGUUCAGCUGAAUUGGUUGGGCCUUGGGGAUUAGCAACGAAGCAAGUGCACCAGCCGGCAGAGAAAUGCGAGAGAUAUCUUAUCUUUCCUCGUAUCAUUCGUUCUUGAGUGCAGAUAGUAAGUCAUUCCCUGUACGACGUACGGCUGACAAGGCUGUAUAUUCAACAUUACUGAUUACGUUAGAUCACGAGUAAACAUUAGGGAAUAAUAAAUGUGAAAUGUAUUCUACGAACGUCUGUGAGAGUGACAGAAGGUGGCGUAUGAAAAGUAUAUAUAUAUAUAUAUAUAUAUAUAUAUAUAUAUAUAUAUAUAUAUAUAUAUAUAUAUAUAUAUAUAUAUAUAUAUAUAGGAAGUAAGGUAAGAAUCGUCACGAAUGGUCUCCUUUUUAAGAAAAUAACGCAGAAAACGUAAAAUAAUAUUAUAAUUUUGGAUGGUGUAAGAACAUUAACAUGCGAUGACCUCAAGAAAACAGCACAGCUCUCUUAUUCCUGUGUUUGAAGGUGUGCCUCAGGUUUGCAACCUCAAACUAAACGCUUGAGCAUCAGUCCGCGGCGCAUGAGGAUCUGGCAGCGACACGGAUCGGGUUUUGCGCAUGGCUUGUUACGCUUCUGCGCCUAACGCUGCUGGGCAGCCAAGCCAGAUACGAUUAGCCGACGCUCUAGCGCUUCUUUCUACAUCCUAUAAGCUCGUACGAAGCACAAACUGUAAAUUAACGACAAUAAUAACCACAUUUCUAAGCUUCGGGAAAAUGAUACAUCACGUGUCGCGAACGGAAAUCGGGCACAACGAUACCAUUACCAUCCCUCCCUUUUCCCAUGAGGAUUUCGACCAAUGAGAACAGCCGUACUUAGGAAAUGGGCUCUAAGUGCUCGCCAAAUAAGCGAGUUUUGUCAGCUAAGACUGGCUCGCCGGCGGUAGAGCCGCAAACUUCUGGAAAGAGACAAGCGCAGCGAUGUGGCGAGACAUGUCGUGCUGCGCCCCGUGGCCUUCAAGAUUGUCGGCAAAAGCACUGCGUCACGCCGAUGAUCCCGGAGGCCAGUGCAGCGCAGCAGACGGGCAUACGGCGAAAGCCGUCGUCUGCCAGUCCAGGAUCGCCACACGUGUCCCGACCAAGGAGGUUGAUCCCGAAAGCGCCGAUAACGAGGGUUGGCACCAACCAGGUGCGGAAGAAAAAAAACGACACCUAACCUUUCCCGCAGUUUUCCCUCCUCCUACAAGCCUGCAGACACCACCGUUAUAUAAGAGGCUCGGAACCCGCGGCAACAGACCGAUACGUAUACCGACAGCGACAUGACGAACUGGAACAGACACUCCCGGACCUCUGAUUGCUCUUAUACGUAGGCGACCCUUCCAGAACGAAGUACUCCCUCUUUAGAGCCCCGUCGUUCCUUUCCUUUCAGACUUCUAAAGCGAGAGAGAGAAAACGAGAAGGCGUGUGCAUCACGUCGAACGCGAAUGCUCUGCGCGAUGAACACGCUGAACACGAAAAGGGACGAAAUGCGGGUGUCUACGCAUGUUAUACAGAGAUGUUGCGCGCUUCCGAAAGCAAUAUAGUCGAGCGAGAGGCAGAGAAAAGGGGGCUCCGACAAGAUGUGCGCGUACCUUUUCUGAAAACCACGGAAGCGGGUGUUUCGCUGUUGCGAACUUAAAAAAAAAAAAAUGUUUCUGCGCGGCCGACAAGAUGAGACCGCGACAUGGCAUAUACACUGGUGCGGAUGUACACGCGAAUGGUGUGUGACCAGGGUCCGUGCACGAAAUAGAAAAUGAAAAAGAGAGAGAGAAAGAGAGAGAAAUGGAUGGAACUGUUCUCCUCCGCAGGACUCGAAGACUGUGAUCGCGGACACGCAAAAGAAGAAGGGGAGAAAAAAAAAAAAAAGCGUGGUGGUGUGUGUGUGCGCGCGCGCUCUACGAAAUAGAAAACUUCCGAGAGCCGUCGCUGCGGCUCUACCGAGUGUAAAUAGUAAUCAAUAGCAAUAUGCAAGACGAAACCCAUAACUAAGUUUUAGCUAAGAAAAAGAACUACUACUAACUAGGAAUUGAGAGAAAGCCAUAGAAGUUAGCAGCGUGGAAACAAAGCAGUGCUCCUUUAUCUAAAACCAUAGAGAAUCAAGUUACACCGCUUGAAAUUGUACCUUAUUUUUGUAUAGUGAAAUAAGAGAAUAAAAUUAAGCGAACACGGUUGCGCGAGCGUAAUGAACGUGCAAGCGUUGUACUGCGCUCAUGUUUUUUUUUUUUUUUUUUUUAAUAUGUCGUUACUGUUACGUUGCAUACGUUGUAUCUAUUAGCUGUUUCGUUUCUCGAUGUCAUUACAUAUGUGUAUAUGCUGUUGGCAAUAAAGGUAUAUGCGGCUUGUUGCGGGUUUGUCCAUGAUGGCGAUUUCCAGGUUGCGCGGAUCGUUUGUCCAAGCCUUUGUCGUUUUCCUAUCUCUUUGAUUCUUUUUUAAUUUUGUUAUCACACCAUAUUCUCAUGGUAUAUUGCUCUUAUUUGGUGCCAUUCACGAAGGCACGAACCUUACGCGCGAGUGUUGAGCAAAGAGAAGGCGUUUAUAGGAAGUGCAAUCGAGCAUUGUUGAAGAUUCCACAGUGAGCAUGUACCGACCUGAUUUGUUUGUUCGUUCAUGUGAGAUUUCCUAUUAAAGCGUUUUGUAGAAGCUGU
This is a messenger RNA of Dermacentor silvarum, 17573 nucleotides long. Its product is annotated as potassium/sodium hyperpolarization-activated cyclic nucleotide-gated channel 2. Bases 1852 to 5457 code for a protein of 1201 amino acids. Gene Ontology annotation, cellular component: membrane. Gene Ontology annotation, biological process: transmembrane transport; potassium ion transport. Gene Ontology annotation, molecular function: voltage-gated potassium channel activity. The transcript is spliced from 11 exons. The record is from RefSeq and is a predicted model, not a curated record. NCBI's taxonomy places the organism in Eukaryota, Metazoa, Arthropoda, Arachnida, Ixodida, Ixodidae.